UUCGCAACUCCAUCAAACACAAAGGCCCCAUACCACUCACAGCCAUGGACUGGUUCUCCUGGCUAUCCAAAACCGGCCUUGAGCCUUCCCUUGUUUAUGAGUAUGCCCUUGCUUUUUCCCAAAACGAGCUUGAAGAGGAAGACAUAUCAUACUUCAACCAUGAGUUCCUCCAGAGCAUGGGCAUCUCCAUAGCAAAGCAUAGGCUGGAGAUCCUCAAGCUUGCUAGGAAGGAGAGAGGAGCGAGCCCACGCGCCAUGUCAAGGCUUAUCAUCGCGAUCAAGAGGACAAAGAGGUGUCUUGCCAAGUAUAUUAGGACGUGGGUUCAUCGCGAGGAGUCGGCUCUUGUUGUUGUGCCAAGGCCUGGUUAUGGUUCAAGAUGGAGGGGAGCCAUGCUGAAAAGGAACAAGAGGAUGGUGAUGGCGACGCAAGGGAGGUUGAUGCUCACAAAUGGAAGUCCUAAGGUUGUGUCCAAACGACGUAUAGAUAGCUUUUCCAGUCCGGCGGUUUACAAUCUGCCAAGCGAGGAAAAGAUCGACGGCAACGGCGAUGGGGAUGGGGAUGGGGUGGAUGAUGGAUACUGGUCGACGGUAGUAGAAGAGAUCAGGUGGGAUACCAUGUUUCAGGAUAUGAAGCCCACAUAAGAGACUGUUUUUUCUUCCUCCUAGCUUUUGAUUUCUUCUGAUAAUUCAAUGGUGAGAGAUGGGUUUUUUGGGUUCUUCCACCAGAGAGUUUUGUUUGAGUGUUUCUGAAGAAUUGAAUCGUGUCCUUUUUCUUUAGUGGUGGGUCUUUCAGAAAAACCCACUUUAGGACCAAGGGAUCUGUUCAGCAAUGAGAUUGUCUUCCCAGCCGUAUUUUUUUUUUUUCUUUUUUUUGUAUGUUCCCAUGGCCUUUAUCUUCCAAUAUAUAUAGAAAUGGCCAAAGUGCUUUACUGUCUUUGUGAAAAUGAUUAUGUUAGGGUUUCUACAAGAUUGUAUAUUCAUUUUUAAUGUUGCUGAAGCUGGAAAACCUAAACCUACUUCA
Molecule: messenger RNA, 1020 nt
Organism: Vitis riparia (riverbank grape)
Lineage: Eukaryota; Viridiplantae; Streptophyta; Magnoliopsida; Vitales; Vitaceae
Exons: 1
Coding region: 45-641 (198 amino acids)
Molecular function (GO): protein binding
Source: RefSeq, a predicted model, not a curated record